Molecule: messenger RNA, 1275 nt
Organism: Peronospora matthiolae
Lineage: Eukaryota; Oomycota; Peronosporomycetes; Peronosporales; Peronosporaceae
Source: the annotation of a GenBank genome assembly
AUGAUCUUCGCAGCCACUGGCAGGUGGCUCCUACGCGUAUCUCUAUACCUGCUGCUUUUCAUCCCCCGCGUGGUUCUCACACUCAAUUUAGCGUACAACCCGUUCGUCAUCUUCACGCGAAAAGCUCUUGAACACAUCCAUUCGACGCUCCAAAGGACCAUCCCCAACACCUUCAAUAACAAUAACAACAACUCCAGUAGUGCUAUGGACAGCAGUGAACACAUGCGGUGGCUGCAGCCUGGCGAGCGCAAUGGAGAGCGCGUGGCGAUUGCGAGCUACCCUCGUUGCGGGAAUUCCCUCAUGCGUGGACUAUUGGAGAAAGUCACGGGUAUCUACACGGGUUGUGACACGCGACCGGAUCGGGUGCUGAGCAAAGAGCUCCAAGAGUACGGUAUGAAGGGUGAGGGGGUCGUGGAUGACUCGGUCUGGUUUGUCAAGACGCACUUCCCUGAACGUGUGGGCUACAAGGAGUUCCCCGUCCACAAGGUCAUUCUUGUCGUGCGUAACCCGUGGGACGCCAUUGACUCGUACUUCAACAUGACGCUCACGAACACGCACAACAAGAGCUUGCACGAGUCGCAGUACGAGCGCUUUGCAGAUCGAUGGGACCGGCUUCUGCGCAACGAGAUUGACGUCUGGAUGAAGUUUUAUCGGUACUGGACCACGACCGCAGAUAUUCCAGUCAUUGUCGUGCGCUACGAGAACCUCUUGAUGCAUCGGGAGGAGACGCUGCGCCGCGUGUUCCUCUUUCUCACAGGCAAACCGACGUUACAAGGCACGGACUGGGAAAAGCGGAUUCGGGAUGUGGUAUCGACUAGUGGCGACGAAGCUGGGCCGUACAAGCCUCGUAGUGGCAAGAUUGGCGGGUCAUUCCGUCACUUUUCCGAAGACCAGUUCCAGUACAUCUGGAAGACGGCGAAGCUGCCGCUGCGUGGGUUUGGCUAUGACCCCGUGACGCAAAAGUUUCCCGACGACAUUCGGCUUCCGAAGCGACAGGUGAAGCAAGGCAAGGAAGGGGCAACACUGCUCAUCUCAAUCGAUCAGGACAUGGAAAUUCGCAAGAAGAACGAUUCGUUUGGACGCGGCUCCACUUACUUUCGCCGAGGUCUAACCGAAGCUGUUAUUGCAAGCGAUGGCACGGAACUGAACAUGGAGGAGGUGCUUGCGGCAAGGGGGCGCUUGCAAGCACAGAAGAAAGUGGUCGACGAUCUGAGCGAGCAGACGGAAAAGCUUCAGCAGUUGAGCGUGAGAGAUGCCGAAAUAAACGUACAAUAG